AUGGCGGCUCUGUUGGCCCAACCUUCGGCAAGUCUUGGAGAUUUGCUGAGGCUUUUCGAUCUGUUGCCGCAUGAGCCGGCUCCUGCUGCUGGACGUGCCCUGGCCCUGGCGGGGGGUUUUUCCUUUGGUUCCGGUGCCUGGGUGCAUGGGAACCAAGUUGGCUUGCGCAACAACACUUUUUCUUUCCCGUUAAGCACUCGUGUUUUCACGCGGCAUGUUGCGCGUCAUGGCCCAGCACAUUUUCAAUUUUCUUCCAUUGUGGUUCUUGACAAUGUUUGCACAGUGGCUCACCGUGAUAGCCACAACGACCCUUCCUCUCAGAAUGCGGUGUUUGGCCUCUCUGACUUCUCAGGCGGCGAGGUCUGGGUGCAACGCGAUGGUGGCCUCACCCCUUUUGUUGCAAACGGCAAGUCGCUGUUAGGCGAUGCUCUCCCCACCCGUCCCGGCCCAGCAAUCUUUGCAGCUCGGCACAAUUUGCAUGCGACUUUGCCUUGGUCGGGGCGACGUGUUGUCUUGGUGGCAUAUACGACCACUCAGCUGGACCGGCUGCUGCCUGACUCCAAAUUUUUUGCUAGUGGGCUGGGCUUUGUUUUCACUGCUCAGCCUGCUGUUCCUGCGCAGGCGCCGCCGCCAGUCCUGAGCUCAGCUCCUACGUUGCCCGCUGCUGUGCCUGGGCAGGCUUCUGCAGUUGAGAUUUUCAGUGGCACUGCCGUGCUCUCGCGGGCUCUCUUUGCCCAAGGCUUCUCAACCUUUUCAGUGGACCACCGGCCCCGUGCUGCACUUAUGCCCACUGCACGCCUGGACCUGUGCGAUCCAGCCCAACAGCAGCUGCUUCUGGAUCGUCUCUGCGCCACUCUGCCUUCGGCUCUGCAUCUGGCCCCGCCGUGUGGCGCUGCAAGUCGGGCCCGUGAAAAGCCCCUAGCCGCUUCCUUAAAAGCUCGUGGUGUCCGUGAGCCGCAACCACUACGCUCAGGUCUUCACCCUUUCGGUUUACCUACGUUGGCCGAGGGCAGUUCGGACGAGACUCGUGUUCGCCAGGCCAACAAGUUGUAUGCUUUCUGUUUCAAGCUUGUGUGCUGGGCCCUGGAUCGCUCUGUCGCCUUCACUCUCGAAAAUCCUGCCGGGAGCCAUUUCUGGGCUGUCUUCGCAGCCCUUGCCCGUGCGGACGCAAAGGCCUCCUGGCACAAGCACACCGAUCUAUGCUUUCAGGUCACUUUUGAUCACUGUAUGUAUGGUGGCACGCGGCCCAAAUCCACUCGACUGCUGACGAACUGCCCAGACAUGGCUGACCUCACAGCCCGCUGCGACAAAGGCCAUUCCCAUGCCCCGUGGUCUGCUUGCUACUCUUCGAGCGGCUGGGUCUUUGCCACUCAUUUGGAGGCUGCCUACCCCGUAUGCCUUGCCGAAGCCAUUGCCUCCCGUUUUCGCGCCCAUGCUGAGCGAAACGGUGCUAUCUUUAAGCCUAGACCGGACAUGCAGCAGGCCUCCCUUGCCGUUCAAGGUCUGCAGCAUCGCAAAGCUGCAGCUUUGCUUUCUGAGUUUGCGUAUGUCCCUGAUGUGCCCCGCUCGCAAGUGGACCCUGCUGCCAUGAAGGUUCUUACGGAUGCUACCCUCCAGGCCAUCAAGACCAACUUGACGACCGUAGAAGAGCAAGCCCUGCAUCGCUCCAAGCCCGACUGGAUGCAGGAGAUUUUGCGAGGCAAGCGGAUCUUGCUCUUCAGACACCUCUUGCAGCAGCACGGCUACGACGACAUGGAGGUAGUCGACCUGCUCAGCGAUGGCUCUCACCUGGUGGGUGCUUCUCCCAAGCCUGCAUGCUUCGAAGCGAGACUUAGGUUAGCUAAGAUGACUCCGGAGUGUUUGAGGGAAGCUGCUCCAGACCUCCGAGCGGCGAUCGUUGCAAACCCCAGGAAGGUCAGCUCGGACGAGGCGGCGGCCCUUAAGCAGGUCACAGAAGAGGAGUGCAGGGCCGGCUUCCUGUCAGGCCCUUUUGCCACGGAAGAGGAAGUAACGCGCCACCUGGGCACCUCUCAAUGGCUUGCCGUGAGGUUGCAAGACAGCAAUUACUUUGCAGCGAUGGCAAUGGCUAUCGCAAAGAUGGAGAAGGACUUAGGCGUAAGCAUUCCUUGGGUGGCGAAGUGCCUAGACCUAUCCAAAGCUUACAAGCAGUUUUGUGUGAGCGAGCGGGACAGGAGUCUUUCGGUCAUUGUCAUUUUCGAUGAGGCGGGGGUGCCCACUUGGUACGUGGCCAACUCCCUUAUCUUUGGUGCAGCCGCAAGCGUCUUCAGUUUCAAUCGCAUAAGCAGGGCAAUCCACUUCUUGUUCACCCGAGCUCUGAAUGUGGUCUGCUCUUACUUUUAUGACGACUACCCGCUGCUUGCGAGGGCUGACACGGCCGAGGCAACGGACUUUGCAUGCGGGAAGCUUCUUGACCUGUUGGGGAUCAAGUUCGCUAGAACGGGGGGCGACUCGAAGGGCAAGCCCUUUGACAAGGUGUUUGAGGUGCUCGGGCUGAGCGUGUCGGUCGCCGAACUGCAUCGGGGCUCGCUGGUUUUGGCUAACAAGCCCGGCCGUCUCGAGAGGCUUGUGGAGCUUUUUGGCCAAGUGAAAUCAGACGGGGCCAUCACCAAACACAUGGGUCAGGUUCUGGUAGGCUUGCUGCGGUUCGCCGCAGGCUCUUGCACAGGCAUGUCGCUCAAGCAUGUUUGCGCCGACUUGAACAGGAUGAUUCAUGCAGAGGCUUUCCCAUCUUCCACAGAGUUUGCCAGGCUCUGCGACAAAGCUUUGAAGUUCCUUGGCGUGUCAAAGCCAAGGGUGGUUUGCGUCUCCGACCGCAAGGACGUCGUUCAUGUUUACACUGACGGCUCCCUUGAGGAUGGCCUGGCAGGCAUCGGCGCUGUGAUCUUGGACCCGUCCACGGGUUUCCAGCAGGUCCUGCAAGGUCAGGUCCCCAAGGCACUCAUGCACGCCUGGCGCCUCGAAUCCGGCGAUCACCUGAUCUGUCAGAUCGAGCUUUUCGCAGUGUACUGUGUGAAGGUGCUCAUGCCUGCUAGGCUUGAAGGCCGUCGUGUCAUCUACUGGGUAGACAAUGAGGCAUCCCGCUUAGCUCUGGUCAAAGGGCAAAGCAAAUCGCCAAUCAUGGACCGCAUGCUGCGUGCACUGUGUGACAUAGAGGACGGCAUGCACUCUUAUGCUUGGUACUCUCGAGUACCCUCGCAGUCGAACAUCGCGGACAGUCCAUCUCGGGGCGCAGGUGACGAGGUGGCAAAGGCAUUAGGCCUUAAAACAGCUGAGAAGUUUCCAGAGACGAUUCCCUGGCAGCACUUGUUGAGGGGGUGA
Messenger RNA from Symbiodinium necroappetens, 3339 nucleotides. NCBI's taxonomy places the organism in Eukaryota, Dinophyceae, Suessiales, Symbiodiniaceae. The record is from the annotation of a GenBank genome assembly.